AUGGACUCCGAAUUCGAGGAAAGCAAUUCAUUCUCGGAACCUGACGAUUCUGAAAUUGUCACAGCCCUGCAAACAUACAGACAUCCAAGGAUGUAUCGACGCGGCUACUAUGACGAUCACGAUUCGAUGGAUCAAGACGAGCAUCAUGAUCACGAAGAAGACAACGCUAUGAAGAGCAUGUCGAAGUCGAAGGUCGACUACUGGGGUGGUUACUACGACUUCUUGAUAAACGAGGGAAGUUAUAAAUUCUGGGCGGUGUUUCAACUAGCUACGGCAGCUCUGCUCAUAUACAGCGGUUUCGCCGCGCUUUAUUACGCCAAAGUCAAUCCUCCAACCACGGACGACGAAUUCGACGAUAUUCUGCGUCGAAGAAGACGCAGGGAACUGUCUAUUUUUCCACAAGACAGGACUUUCUGCGGACUGGACAGUGCCACGUUUCAAAGGAUAAUCGACGCUGUCGCCAGAGAAAUUCACUGA
Molecule: messenger RNA, 477 nt
Organism: Megachile rotundata (alfalfa leafcutting bee)
Lineage: Eukaryota; Metazoa; Arthropoda; Insecta; Hymenoptera; Megachilidae
Source: RefSeq, a predicted model, not a curated record